Molecule: messenger RNA, 2992 nt
Organism: Pogona vitticeps (central bearded dragon)
Lineage: Eukaryota; Metazoa; Chordata; Lepidosauria; Squamata; Agamidae
Source: RefSeq, a predicted model, not a curated record
UUUAUACAGUAGAUGUGACAAGAGGCGGGGCUACAGACUCACUUCCUCAAAGACUAAUAUUGUUAGGUACCUGAUUUCUGCCUACGUUUGGAUGGUGAUCUUUUAUUCAUAAGUGAACAGGAGACUGGGCUCAGUUUGAAAAAUGAUUGCUACAAGUUGUAAACAUGUAUUGUUUUCUGGAAUACUGCUCUUCAGUUUUAAAAUGAUUAUUUCAGCUAAUACAGCAUUCACAGUAUCUAUAUACGAUGUGACCUCAAGAACUAUUUAUUUCCGAUGGCCCAAAUUUCCUGGAGCCUUUUCUUAUAGAGUCAUGGCAACACCUACAAACACUGUGGGCCACUCUUCAUUGGCCUCUUUCAAUGAUGUCACCCUUUUAGGCACUCUUGCAUCACUGGCUCCCAACACUGUCCACGCUGUAAAGGUAGAAGCCAUUGAUAAGAAUGGAGUUAUAUUAGCUGAAGCACAGACUAUGCAGUUAACAGCUCCAGAGAUUCCUAUUAUCGAACAAGCGUAUUCAAAGCUGAGUAACAGUAUCACAGUGGAAUGGGCAGCUGUCCCAGGAGCAUCCAGUUACCUGCUGACAGCGCAGGAUGGAGAGUCAUUCAUUGAAACAAUAGUCACAAAUUCACCAGGCACUGUGACAGGGUUGAGGGCUGCUACACUGUAUAAAAUUACCAUCCGAUCUAUAAAUGCUGGAGGAAGAAGUCUGCCAUCACCUUCUAGAAAGGCAAAGACAGUGCUUGCUGCACCAGUCCUAGUAGCACAUUCCCCAAGUUAUGACAAUAUUGUAGUGAGCUGGAAAGCUGUAUAUAUGGCUGUCGGAUUCUUUGUCUCAAUCAUGAGAUCAGAUGGUUUGGGCGGCAUGUUGAAAGAAAACACCACCAACAGCUCCCUGACAUUUUCUAGUCUAGACCCAGGAACUCUCUAUACCAUCAAGGUGCAUGCUUGGGACAGUAAUGGAAUACCUGGGGAUGACUUCACAUACAACCAAAGAACAAGGCCUCAAGCUCCAGCAGAUGUUCAAGUGGUUUUUGACAGUGGAGCUUUGAAAGCUACUGUUUCUUGCAUGUCAUCAGAAGGAGCUUCCAGUUACACUAUUGCAACCUUCAGUGGCACCUCCAAACUGAACUGCAGUACAACUUUCACUUCUUGCACUAUCUCAUCUCUUGAAUGUGGGGCUGAAUAUUCCCUUUCUGUGGUGGCAAGCAAUGAAGCUGGUUCCAGCAAGCCCACGGAGACAAUGACUUUCAAAACUGUACCUUGUGCUCCAGAAAGUAUAACCAUUGAAGAAGAUGAGCCAGGCAACUUGGCAGUAUCCUGGUCAGACACUGACCUCAGUGAUUACUAUGUGGUCUUUGUGAAGAGUGAUGAUGGCUUGGAGGUACAUUGCAACACGUCACAUACUCUGUGCCACUUCCAAUCAGACUGCGGUUUCACCUAUUUUAUUAGUGUCUUUGCCUAUAAUAAAGCAGGACAGAGCCCCUUGGGUGACAUAUUUAACUAUACUACAGCACCUUGCUGCCCCAGCGAUUUUAACCCAGUGUUUGUAUCUAGUGACACCGUUCAGAUUGUCUGGUCUCCUGUCCGUGGUGCUGAAAUGUAUGAAACCAAAGCUGCUGACUGGCCAAAUGAGCUGUUGUGCAAUGACACUGCAACAGUUUGUACGCUGUCUGCGCUGCAGUGCAAUACUCAAUACAAUAUUACUGUAUAUUCAUUCAGUGAAAUCCGGGGCAGCAAUACAUCCUGUGCAUCAAAACAUGUGGCGACAGCUCCAUGCAGUCCGGAAAUAAUAAGUGUCUCAAAGGAUGCUCUUUCUGUAAUUAGUGUGAAUUGGCAUGCCAAUAAUGAUGAGGCAACAUAUACAGUCACCGCUAAAGGAGAAGCAGGGAAAUGGCAAUGCACAAGCUCUGGAAAUUCAUGUGCUAUCUAUAAUCUUCCCUGUGGGUCCCUCUUCUCUAUCAGUGUUGUAGCAAGUACAGAUGCCGGACACAGCUUGCCUAGUUACAGUGUUCCUUUAGAGACAGCUCCUUGCUGCCCAACUGAUCUUGCAGUAACUGAAGUGACACAAUCUGUAACAAACAUCAGCUGGUCUGUUGGGACUGGUGCAAAGACAUACAUAACCAUUUUGGAAUCACACAGAGGACAAGCCAGGUGUCAUACACUCCAGAAUUACUGCCUCCUAGGAUGCAUUACCUGCGGAACCAACUAUACGGUGUCUGUCAAAGCAAUUAGUGAAACAGGUUUAAGCUCAGAUUGUAUAUAUAGAGGAUUUUCUUCUAGUGCUUGUUGUCCCUCUGGGGUUAAGCUAUACAGACUGGGCAACAAUGGCAUACGAAUAUACUGGCGAACAUCAGAAGGGUCAAUAAGCUACAGUACAGUUCUAUAUGGCUCAAAAGAAAAUUUCACCUGUACACCCAACAUAAACCUUUCAUACUGUGACAUCACUGAGAUACCCUGUGGAGAUGUCUAUACAGUUGUGGUGUCACCUGUAACAGAUCAUGCAGGAGCAAAACUUGCAUUUUGUCCUAAAAAGAUAUAUUCAGGUAAUGACCUAAAGUGCCCUGUUGUAGACAAUAAAGAAACUAGAAAUUUGCUGGUUAAUAUAUAGUAGAAAAUAUGACAUAGAAGAUUUGUGAAACACUUAACAGCUCCUCCUCUUAGACCAAUUUUCAAAUGAGUGUCAUGCACAAACUACCUGAAAGUCUCAGGUGGCUGUUAUAAAGAGCUAUACCACAUAGUCUGUCUCCAUACCACUGUCCAACACUCUCCAAAUGACAGAAUUGGGUGUGAUCUAAUAUAUUGAGCUUGUAUUUAGUCAAAUUUAAUUUUCAGUUGCUAGUGCAAUUAUAAAACAUUUGUUCAUCCCUAAAGUGCUACAAGAAUCUUUUGUCAAUUACACAAAUUGUGUGCCAACAAUCAGGCACCUUUACUGCGAGGUAUCUCCAGAAGCUUCAAUUAGAGCAUGCAUAUAAACAUUAAAGAAAUCUGAGAU